Molecule: messenger RNA, 845 nt
Organism: Zingiber officinale
Lineage: Eukaryota; Viridiplantae; Streptophyta; Magnoliopsida; Zingiberales; Zingiberaceae
Exons: 6
Coding region: 163-801 (212 amino acids)
Biological process (GO): N-terminal peptidyl-methionine acetylation
Cellular component (GO): NatC complex
Source: RefSeq, a predicted model, not a curated record
AAACAAUUUCUCGCCAACUUCGAGCUUGCAAAGCCCAGUCAUUAAAGAAGAAGCAAUUAGAAGAUAUUGAGCCUCUACAAAGUAAUCCUGACUUGGAAGAAGGCUAUUGCAGAGCUCUUCUUUGUCGUUUACGUUUUCCACUACUACCUUGUUCUCACGAGUAUGAAGAAACCCCAAGGAAAGGGUUUGGAGUUGGCUCGUAAACAUGUGGCAUCAUGCUUGUCUGAAUUAACUCACAUCACUAAGUCACAAGAAUUCCUCAGAGCCUUGUCAUAUGGAUUUCAUCAAGAUGAUAUUCAAAGUAGCACCACUGCCUCAGGUUGUAGGCCUAUUGGUUUUGAUGCUAGCUUAAACAACAGAUUUUCUGCUCCAACUCCACCACGGGCAACACAUAUCCUUAGUUGGAAAGAAGCUGUCAGUUAUUUUCAGAAGCUGCUGAGUGAUUUAGAUUUCGUAUGUUCCUUGAACACGGAUUUAGUGCUUGAUGAUGUUUUCUGCUUUAUUGUCCAAUUCCAGAAACCUCAACCUGAUCUGGUGGCUAGAGCUCAUCUCCAGAUUUUAUUGAUUCAAGAUGGAAAGCUUUACGGCAAAGAAUUCUUUCAUGAUAUUAUCUCAAGAGAAUUAGGGCUACCAGAACUUACAAAGGGUAAAGAACAUCAGAAAAAUGAGUUCAUUGUACAGUUAGGCCAGUUGAUUAUCAAUUUGCUUAAAAUACUUUGUGCAAACACUGCAUGGCAACGUCGCAAGCUUGGGAAAAUAUUACAGGACUGGAGUGUUCUUUCAUUACAGGUUCAUGCCUAAUGACUAAUGAGCAUUAAAUUCCUCUCCUUGCUGUUAUUCCUUUU